Messenger RNA from Periconia digitata, 762 nucleotides. Lineage: Eukaryota; Fungi; Ascomycota; Dothideomycetes; Pleosporales; Periconiaceae. The record is from the annotation of a GenBank genome assembly.
AUAAAGGCCAAAGGUUUAGGAAAAUCGGACACGACACAAUCUCUACAGCACUCGCGAUCAGCAAGCACUAUGGCCACCGCAGCAAUGGCGGGGAGCACCGGCUUUGUCGGCUCCCAUAUUCUGUCCCAGCUCAUCACCCACCCAGCUUUCACAUCUGUUUACGCCUUUGCGCGACGCAACCCCCCAAACCCCAGCGAAUCGUCAAAACUCCACCCAAUCACUUCCACCGACAAUACCACUUGGCCAGCGUCCUACCCGCGCUCCACCGCGCCCAAAAUCUUCUUCUCUGCACUGGGAACCACGCGCGCCAACGCCGGCGGCCUCGAAGAGCAGCGCAAACUCGACGUUGACCUCAAUCUAGCCCUUGCCCAAGCCGCCAAUGACGCUGGCGCAGACACAUACGUGCUCAUCUCGAGCGCCGGCGCGAGCUCGUCCUCGCGAUUCCCCUACAAUGCGAUGAAGGGCGAGCUCGAGGACAAGGUGCAGGCGCUGGGGUUCAAGCAUACCGUCAUCUUACGGCCCGGAUUGAUAAUGGGAAACCGCAAGGAGAGUCGACCGGCGGAGGGGGUUAUUAGGGGGAUUGCGGGCGCGUUGAAGAUGGUGUCGCCAGUGCUGACGAAUUUUUGGGGGCAGGACGCGACGACCAUUGCGAGGAGUGCCAUCGUGGCUGGGGUCAUGUGUUUGGAAGGGAAGAGGGAAGAUGGGGUCUGGAUACUGGCGCAGUCGGAUAUUGUGAAGAUGGGAGCGGAGGAACUGAAGUAA